Molecule: messenger RNA, 1084 nt
Organism: Aspergillus campestris IBT 28561
Lineage: Eukaryota; Fungi; Ascomycota; Eurotiomycetes; Eurotiales; Aspergillaceae
Exons: 4
Coding region: 44-1084 (346 amino acids)
Source: RefSeq, a predicted model, not a curated record
CAAAGCUAUACCAAUCAUCGCCACUAGGGUGAAGUCCGUCAGGAUGCCUCUGCAUCUACUAGGCAAGAAAUCAUGGAACGUCUACAACCCAGAAAACAUCGCGCGCGUCCGGCGCGACGAAGCGCAAGCCAAAGCCCGAGAAGAGGAACAAGAGCGUCUCAUGCAGGAGGUCGACGCCGAGCGACGGAUCAAGAUUCUCCGCGGUGAACGACCGCCGACCCCGCCACCUGCCCCUCGGUCGCCGUCGCCGGUCCAGGCCGACCGUAAAAGCUACGCAGAGCAUCCGAGGAAGCGGAGACGCUUGGCGGGCGAAAACGACACGGACCGUGAUAUACGGUUUGCGCGCGAAGAUGCGCAGCUGGCGCUUGCGAGGAGGACGGAGCCGGCGGGUCCGUCGCGCAAAAGCGAUGCCCCGCUUGAGGAUAGUACCGGUCAUAUCAACUUGUUUCCGUCGGAGGAGAAACGUGGGCGUGCGGAGAAGAAUCCUGAGGCUGAGAAGGAAGUGAAGGAGAAAGAGCGGAGGUUUGAGGAUCAGUAUACUAUGCGCUUUUCGAACGCGGCGGGGUUUCGUCAGUCUGUUGGGGAGAAACCGUGGUAUUCGUCUUCAGGGAAUAAUGCCGUGGCGCCAGAGUCUAUGUCUAGUAAAGAUGUAUGGGGCAAUGAAGAUGUUUUGAGGGGUGAAAGGGAAAAGGCCCGGAUGAAUUCGAAUGAUCCCCUUGCGGCUAUGAAGAAGGGUGUUCGGCAGUUGAAUCAGAGGAACGACACCGGUCUCGCCGUCGCAGAAGAUCGCAGUCGCAAGAUAGUCUUGAGGACUUCAAACUUGACGGUUCACCAGAUAGACGGGCUUCAGAAGGGAGGUCACAUCGGCACCACAGGCGACACCGUCGAGAAAGUCGGGAGAGAAAUCAUUCACGGGAUAGACAUUCUCGCCCGGAGAGGCAUUCUCGCUCGGAGAGACAUUCGCAUUCGGAGAGACAUUCGCACUCACAUCAUCGUCACCAUCAUCAUCGCCGUCACGGUCGAAGUGAUAGCAGGCCUCGUCAUGAACCCGAGCCCCAAACGAGACAUUAUCAUUCAAGCAUAA